Entelurus aequoreus (snake pipefish) is the source of this 2992-nucleotide messenger RNA. RefSeq names its product sodium/potassium-transporting ATPase subunit beta-1-interacting protein 2. NCBI's taxonomy places the organism in Eukaryota, Metazoa, Chordata, Actinopteri, Syngnathiformes, Syngnathidae. Bases 829 to 1455 code for a protein of 208 amino acids. The record is from RefSeq and is a predicted model, not a curated record. Gene Ontology annotation, biological process: regulation of sodium ion transport. The transcript is spliced from 7 exons.
UUGACAUAUGGCAGGCGAGAGAGACACUGCUCAUCACGGCUGUCUGUUGUUGGAUGCUCGCUCUUUUUGUGUCCUAUUGUCUGUCCGGUUCACUCUAUCAAGACCAGCCAAAACUUACACUUGAUUUCUCUUCUAAAAUCUCACUAUUGGAGCGUCACUGCGUCCGUUUUAGCCAAAAAAAAAACCCGUGCUCAUUUUGGUAUUAAAUGGUCCGGAGGUCGACUGUGUUAACCGGAGUGACGGCCGAGCUGAGAGCGACAUGAACCCGCCGAGGAGCAGCAGCAGCCGGGGGAGGAGGACGUGAAGGACCGCUGACACUUCCACUCCGGUCGCCGCCUCGAAGGAUAUUGUCGCCUGGUGUCCGCGACUUAAUGUGAGGGACACUUUUACCUGCUUCCGGACAGCCUUCAGACAAAUUAGCCGCUUCCGGCUUAAAUCUAAUGAUUUAUUAUUAGUGGUAUUACCUACACUGUUUAACAAGAUAACAAUCGGAACUGCAUUGAUUGAUUCAAUCCUGGUUAAGCAGUUUUGAAGAUGACACCUGACUUUAUAGUCUUCAACUUUUCUUUGUAGCUUGCCGCACAUUUGCACCUGUGUUCCUGUUAUUAUGGAAAAAUGAAGAAUGCACCACGCCAGUUGAUAAAUCAAAUUCCUGAGGCAAGCGUCCAUCUUUUGCUGCUGCUCAGCCCCAGGGGCCACCCUCCACUUCCACAGGCUCAUCUGUGAGCACCUCUACCUGGGCAGCCAGACUCCCAAGAACGCCUUGCAGAAGGGAAGGAAAGGAUUGGAUUCGGAGGAUUGUUAUUCUGGGGACAGGCGGAGGACGACAUGGGGUGCUGCAGUGGCAGGUGCACCUUGGCCUUCAUCUGUGGCAUGCAGCUGGUCAGCAUCUUGGAGCGUCAGAUCGUUGACUUCCUGGGUUACCAGUGGGCUCCCAUUCUGACCAACUUCCUGCACAUCAUCAUGGUCAUAUUGGGCCUGUUUGGCACCAUCCAGUUCCGACCGCGAUACGUCACUGGGUACGCCGCCUGGCUGGUCGUGUGGAUGACCUGGAAUGUUUUCAUCAUCUGUUUUUACCUGGAGGUUGGAGAUCUGUCCAAGGACUCAGACCUGGUCCUGACGUUCAACCUGUCCAUGCAUCGGUCCUGGUGGAUGGAGAACGGGCCCGGGUGCAGGGUGACCCCCGUCACCCCUCCUCCCUCCUGGGCUCCCGAGGACCACCGCUACAUAUCGAUAUCGGGCUGCCUGAUGGAUUUUCAGUUUGUGGAGGUGGCUCACUCCUCGCUGCAGAUCUUGCUGGCUUUGGUGGGGUUCAUCUAUGCCUGCUACGUGGUCAAGAUCAUCUCGGAGGAAGAGGACAGCUUUGACUUUAUAGGCGGCUUCGACUCGUACGGAUACCAAGGACCUCAGAAGACCUCCCACCUCCAACUACAACCCAUGUACAUGUCCAAAUAAAAGACCAGGAACUUCUUUAGAAGAGCUGCCUUACUGCUUUGUUUUGUGUUUGUUUGUUUCUACUCUAAAAGUAUUUUUGAGGAAGGAAACAAGAGGACACUGAGUCCUUCCAGUGUUUCUCUGAUGAAGUAAGAGUGACUUCUGGUGGUGGGAGUCACUUACUGCAUUAGCGGCUAUAAAAACAUUUUUGAGCACCUUCAUGGCCAACUUCUGGAACUUUCCCUUGCUCUUUAGUGCCUGGUGAGACUUCCUGACAACAACAACAACAACCAAACAAGGAAUGUCUGACAUCUUUUUUUUCUACUUCCUCAAAAGUUUGGAUUGUGGAUGUUAGCAAAGCAUCACAGACAUUUUAAAAAGACACAAAGCGACGUCCAAACGUGCUAAAACGAAUUCAUGUUUACAUCUUUGACAAGACUUUUUUAAUCAAAGAACUUUUUGUGCUUUUUCAGACCUCGGUUGUCUGAAUAAUUUGUCUUCCAGCCACAAGAGGCGGGCAGGAAGAAGACGAGGGAGAGGUCAGGCAGCCUUUUUUUCUUUCUUUUUUUUGCUUGUUUGCCAGUAGCAUUCAUCCCUAACUAAGAAAUGUCCCAAAGUUGACGUGUUGGCGCGACACAAAUGACAAUCACAGUCAGGGCGGCCUCCAUUUGUAACUCAUUUAAGGUCAAAAAACAAUGUUUAAUUCUUAAAGAGACACACACGUCCUGUUUUCCUUGGUAAAUCCUCUGUGACUCAAAUUGUGCAGAAUUCUCACAAAAUGUAAACUAUCCAACCACUCCAGACUAAAAUUGGUAUGUUGUAUUACUCACAACAAUGUGGGGAAAAACACAGCAAAAAACAUGUUUUUUGUGAACAAACAUUUGUAACCGCUACAAAUAACAAAUCCCAAAACGGACAAACAUUUAAUUUGACGUAGAUAUAGACAAAAAUAAUAGGAUAGCCGUAUGUCUAAUCAUUUUUUUUAGUGUGACCUUGUGAUCAAAUCAUAAUACAAUGUCUUCACGUCUUUAAAACAUCUUUACCUGCCCUUUAAACAAAUUCAAGCGAGCAACAAGCAGAACGCUAAUAAGUUCACUUCAUCGCCUCUUAGUGACCACCAAGAAUAUUGCGUGAGUUUUGUAUCAUGGCUUACGUCGCUUCUUUUACGUCCAGUUGACUGCUGACGUCACAGCCUGCAAGUGUGAGACGCUUUUGUUUUGUUUUGGUGCUUUGUUGAGAAGGGUAUAGCUGCGGGGGUGACGACAACAGAAGUGGACCGUGUUUUAAAGACAGGAGACUUGAUUUGUAACGUGAACCAAGAUGGCUCACGCAACGCACCAUUGGUUGUUAUUAUUUUGGUUGCUGAUUACCGUAUUUUUCGGACUAUAAGUCGCAGUUUUUUUCAUAGUUUGGCCGGGGGUGCGACUUAUACUCUGGAGCGACUUAUGUGUGAAAUUAUUAACACAUUACCGUACCAAAUAAUAUUAUUUAGCUCAUUCACGUAAGAGACUAGACGUAUAAUAUUUCAUCGGAUUUAACGAUUAGGAGUGACAGAUUG